CUGAGCAACAACAUAUUUUUUCACUGAGUCAGCCACGUAACAGGCAAGGAUGGACCAAGUUGAAGUAAUGAACAUCAGAGACCAAGACCAGGGCUCCAGUAACUUGUCCCCGGAAACACUCAAGAGGUUGAUCUGCCAGUCCCAGGAGGCAAAGAUACACGCCUACUGUCCAUACAGCAAAUUCAGAGUGGGGGCCGCUCUCCUGACCGUCGACAACCGUGUGUUCACAGGAUGCAACGUGGAGAAUGCCUGCUACAACUUGGGUGUGUGUGCUGAAAGGAACACUAUGUCAAAGGCGGUGUCAGAAGGUUACAGGUCUUUCAAGGCCAUCGCAGUCGCCAGUGACAUGAAUGACCAGUUCAUCUCGCCCUGUGGCGGCUGCAGGCAGUUUAUGAGAGAGGUACCGUCUCUGCUCAUCUCUGUGACAGACAAAGUAUUAAAAUUUGGAUCAAAUUGGGAUGUGUACCUGACAAAGCCGGACGGCUCGUACCAGAAGAUGACCGUGGACGAGCUGCUGCCUUUGUCCUUUGGCCCCGAUGACCUGUCCAUGAAGAAAGUGCCUGACAUUCCUACUGAGGACUGAGCCUUUAUGUUGUAGCCACACAAGUGUAAUAUUUGAAUGAUCAUGCCAUUGUGCUGCAUUUACACACAUGCUUUAAAUAUAUUCAUGUUUAUAUUUAUCAAUGUUUGUUCUACUUUUAGCUUUUUGUAAACACAUUUAAAUUCCCUCUUGGUAUACUGUAGCUACAAAAAUUAAUGAGCCUUAAUUAGUCAUUCAUUUACUUACAUUAACAUGAUGAGAGCUGUAUCAUUAUAGAUAAAACAAUAUUAGUCUGAAAAAAGCAUGAAGGGAAAUGACAAACAUCAACGCAGGACAAACUCAUCCUCAUAUUUUAAUAAAUAAACUGUUUUAAAAGGAGUUUCUUUUCAUAAUUUACACAGCAUUUUUUCUUGCAGUGGGAUAUGGAUGUAACAAGAAAAAAACAUUCUGAGUUACAGUGUAAUGAAAAUAUUUCUUCGGUCUCAAAUUAAUCAAUUACGGGAGAGGGGGGGGGG
Messenger RNA from Paralichthys olivaceus (Japanese flounder), 1056 nucleotides. RefSeq names its product cytidine deaminase b (gene cdab). Lineage: Eukaryota; Metazoa; Chordata; Actinopteri; Pleuronectiformes; Paralichthyidae. Gene Ontology annotation, molecular function: cytidine deaminase activity; zinc ion binding. Gene Ontology annotation, cellular component: cytosol. The record is from RefSeq and is a predicted model, not a curated record.